UCGACUUGGAAGGCGGUCUCUAGUCUAUCGUCAGUGUGAAUCUGGAUUACAUGCCGCAGGACAGUCUGCGUUACCUCAGGAGGAUGCAUAUUUUACCCUGGGUUGGAAUUGCUUUACGUUGUCACUCUGCUAAUUGCCGUAUUGAUUCGAGCAUAAAGGGGCUGUCUUAAUAACAGAAAGGCAUUCUACCAGUGGAGCGCUUCACCCUGCCAGACUGGACAGUCUCGCUCCGGGCAUUUCAGAACGCACGCUCUCCUCGCUUUAAUUCCUGCUCCAAUACGUUUAUUAUUAUUAUUUUUGACUCUGGGAUAUGCAAAUACGAGGAAUAGAAACUGCUUUUAUUCGACUUUUGCUGAAGUUGCUUUUGGCACAAGUGAAACUAUGAAGAAAUGGAUCUCGUGAUACUUCUUGGAGCGAUCUUUUCUAUUUGGUUACAUCCUUGCACUGGAUCCAAGCUCUUUAGUGCAGAGGAUUUUUAUGAGCCUCGAGGACAGAGGGUUUGUCGGAGGGGCACCGAGAGGCCCUGCUAUAAAAUCGCCUAUUUCCAGGACGCGUCUCGGAAGCUGAACUUCGAGGAGGCGAGCGGAGCGUGCCGGAGCGAUGGGGGAGAGCUGCUGAGCAUCGAGUCUGAGAACGAACAGAAACUCGUCGAGAAUUUCAUCCAGGAACUAAGAGCCUCCGACGGGGACUUCUGGAUUGGCUUGCGAAGGAAGCAGGGCUACCAGGACUCCACCGCCGACUGCCCCGGGAAAUACCACUGGCUGGACGGCAGCAAAGCCACGUUCAGGAAGUGGCACUGGGAUGAACCGUCCUGUGGUAAUGAAGUGUGUGUGGUGAUGUAUCACCAGCCGUCGGCCCCCCCAGGGAUCGGAGGCCUCUACAUGUUCCAGUGGAACGAUGACAACUGUGACACCAGAAACAAUUUCAUCUGCAAGUACUCUCAAGAAAAAGCCGCCUCCUCUACAUCAGCUGGGUCCUCUGCGCACACAGACGCCCCGGCAGUAUCUCUAGGACCAAAGCACCCGGCUGUCACCGUGGAGGGGGGUAAAGACAGCGUGCUGGUCACUGACUCGAAAGGCAAUGUCUUAAAUAUCGCUUACAUCAUCAUACCUACCAUCCCACUGCUAUUACUGCUCGUGGUCACAACAGGCGUGUUUUGCUUCAAGCUUUUUGCAAGAAGGAAGGAGAGGACUGAGACCAGUAAGAAGGAGCCCCAUUUCUGGAUGUCUCCGAACAGAUGCAGCAGCCCCAGCCUGGAGGUUUACAGCGUGAUCCAGAAGCAGCGCCCUGCGGACCUCGAGGGGACGAGACCCGACAUCAAGAACACUUCAUUCCGAGCCUCCUCGGGGCACGACCUGUCAGGUGACUACGACAACAUGAGCGCCAGCAACUCGGAGCGCGGCGAGAGCGGCUUCGUCAACAACGACAUUUACGAGACGAGCAGCAGCGGCAGAAAGGAGUCCGGCUGGGUCGACAACGACAUCUAUGGCUACUGAGAGAGAGAGAGAGAGAGAGAGAGAGAGAGAGAGAGAGAGAGAGAGAGAGAGGGAGAGAGAGAGAGAGAGAGAGAGAGAGAGAGAGAGAGAGAGAGAGAGAGAGAGAGAGAGAGAGAGAGACUGGGGGAGAACGUGAGAGGGCUCACGCCGCUAGUGCGCUUGCUGUCUUUGUGAAAUGGGCAUGCGUUUGCUGUUAGAAAUAAUAUGCCACCAUGAAGCUAAUAAAACUGUACAGAAAAAAAACACACAACUCACAUUUAAUGCUGCAUAUAAAAACUGGCUUUAUAAAACAUAUCGUAAGCAUUUCCAUAGAGCCUGCCAUGCAUUUCCACAGAGCCUGUCAUGCAUUUCCACAGAGCCUGUCAUGCACUUCCACAGAGCCUGUCAUGCAUUUCCACAGAGCCUGUCAUGCAUUUCCAUAGAGCCUGUCAUGCAUUUCCAUAGAGCCUGUCAUGCAUUUCCACAGAGCCUGUCAUGCAUUUCCAUAGACCCUGCCAUGCAUUUCCACAGAGCCUGUCAUGCAUUUCCACAGAGCCUGUCAUGCAUUUCCAUAGAGCCUGUCAUGCAUUUCCACAGAGUCUGUCAUGCAUUUCCAUAGAGCCUGUCUCCAGGAGAACCUGUCAUGCAUUUCCACAGAGCCUGUCAUGCAUUUCAAUAGAGCCUGUCUCCAGGAGAGCCUGUCAUGCAUUUCCACAGAGCCUGUCUCCAGGAGAGCCUGUCAUGCAUUUCCACAGAGCCUGUCUCCAGGAGAGCCUGUCAUGCAUUUCCAUAGACCCUGUCAUGUUGUCUUUCAUUGGCUCGGGGGCUCAUCGUCUCUCAGAGUGAUGUUAUUCUGCACUGUAGUUGCUGUAUUAAUGUCAGGGCAUUAUAAAUGAACAGUGUCAGGAACGUCAGAGUGCAGUACCACACGUGUACCAUACAAAGGAAAGCAGUGAAAGGGAUUGCAAAGCAAAGCACUGAACUUCAGCAACACAGGAUUCCAAAAGCAGAUCUUCCCCGGCUUUCUCACUCCUGCCAAAGUAAUCCCACGGGUUUAAAAAGACAUGAGGGGAGUGAUUGGGUUUGCUACAGUUAAUGAUGUCAACUCUGCAAAUGCCAUUUAAACAUAACAUUAGGAGGUUCAAACAUUAGGAGGUUUUAUUUCAAGCGUUGGUCUGUGGCUGCGAAUCUGUGAAGCCGAGUUGAAAGGUCGAAAUAUCACAUGAUUUCUGAGGAACCAGGAAGAAUAAAAAAAACUGUAGUGGAAGCAAGCGAGCAGGAUGGCAGCCGGUUAGACUGAGCAGAGAAGAACUAUCUGAUGAGAACAAGUAUGAAUAGUGAAGAAACAGACCCUGGCGCCAUUCACAAAGAGAGCAAACAUUAUCGAAACGGGGGGUUUGUGUAAAACAAGAACAUUGCAUGUGCAGCUGGAAUGGGAGGCUCGUUUGGAUAAUCACACUGUUCCAAUAAAAUACAUUACAAAUGAUCGAGUGUAAAACAGUGCUCCCGCUAACAAUAAGAAACACACAGAGCCUGGUACUGACUUAACAUCACUAUGAAUUCAACUUAAUAACAUUCACCUCUCAAAAUAAACAAGGCUUAACAGGUUAAAAUCGAUCAAAGAUAAUAAUAAUAAAUAAAGCACGACCUAUAGACCUAUCUUUUGUAAAAGCUGUAAAAACUAAAAAAUUGAAUUAAAAAACCAUUGAAAAUGUAUGACGUUAUUUUAGACUCGCUGCUCUAGCUUAAUGAAACAUGCAUGUUCCACUGCGAGCAGAGAGCUGUCCUGUGACACUGCAAUACACGACACGCACACUAGAGGGCAGUGUUGAGCUGCGGAUCACGGAUCACGAUCGUAUCCUUGACUCUUAGAAGAAUGUUUACAAUCAAGGACGAAACUGGGGGUUUCUUUUAAUUGUCCGUUUGGCUUCCUGCCCCAAGCUGUAAUAAACCUGCCCAAUUACCACACUCAAGCACGUAGCAAGCAAACUGAGCGCCAGUCUAAGCUGCGUAACCUACUCCUAGUUUAACUUGAAUGUAAUAUUAUAUGAGAGAAUGCGUGUCCGCACAAUUAUGACACCAUGUGAAAGCUUUGUAUUCAUUUGUAAUGAUAUUGCAAAGGUGCAGUGCAAUAAACAAACUGGCAAGGCAACAGCGUCUGCUGUCUAUUUUCUUAGUGUAAAAUGCCAUUCAGGAUCACUACAGCUGUAAUAAAUGAAGGAGGAUGUGAUUUGUCAUGUAAUAUAAAACCUGUUUUGCAUUUUUAAUGUCCAGUCUAUAUAGGUUUGAAGGGGCUGAGCAGCGGCAGCACACACAGCUUAGCUUGGUGGCAGACAGAUUCGUAUAACUGAGCUGGCACGUAGCUGUACGAAGUUAAAACGGCUUACAAAUGCAUACUCACCUGCCCUGCCCCCC
Molecule: messenger RNA, 3890 nt
Organism: Acipenser ruthenus (sterlet)
Lineage: Eukaryota; Metazoa; Chordata; Actinopteri; Acipenseriformes; Acipenseridae
Product: layilin-like
Exons: 8
Coding region: 390-1496 (368 amino acids)
Molecular function (GO): hyaluronic acid binding
Source: RefSeq, a predicted model, not a curated record